Carassius gibelio (silver crucian carp) is the source of this 4174-nucleotide messenger RNA. RefSeq lists its product as uncharacterized. The transcript has 10 exons. The record is from RefSeq and is a predicted model, not a curated record. The coding region runs from base 33 to 1568 and encodes 511 amino acids. NCBI's taxonomy places the organism in Eukaryota, Metazoa, Chordata, Actinopteri, Cypriniformes, Cyprinidae.
ACGCUCGUGAGUGGGAGCAUUCACAACACAUCAUGUUGGUCAAAGUGAGAUUUGGUGAAACUCAGAAGUAUGUUAAAGUUGCCCAAACUGAAGAGGGCUAUGAAGACUACAAUACAUUUCUUCAGAAAGUCAUAGAAAAGUUAGGUCUUCCAUUGCAGACCGAGCUGCAUGUCACAGAUGAUUCUGGGACAGAAGUGGAUGCGGAUGUGUAUGAGGAGCUUUUAAAAGCAGGGAAUCUUAUCAUUCAUGUGUCCACAGAAAAGUCUACAGAGUUGCUUGUGUCCGACACGUCAUCCUCUGUGGCGUCUGAUUCAUCAGAUGCAACAGUGAUUCAUGAUAGAAACAAUGUAUAUAAAAGAACCCACAUUGAGCGGGAAUCAGCAAAUGAGAUGGUGAGAAACGUUCUCCAUUCUAAGCCGGGGGGAGAAAAAAUCUUGCACGAGUAUGACAAAACAAAGACAUUGACGGAUGCUACACGGCGACAAAUGGUAAACCUCCUGGUUGCAGACAUGAUGGAAGUACAUGGGAGAAUACCACCAACCCAUGUGCGAACAAAAUAUGCUGUUGGCAUCACCACUCUAUUUCCCAACCUUAGUGAUCCAUACUCUGGAAACGGAUAUGAACACUACUAUGAUGCAGAAAGUGGGUCUGGCUACUUGGCCUGGAGGAUAAAGACCGUCCAGCGCAACACUGCAGUUCAAUCUCGGAGAUGCUCCACCAGCACUACGUAUGGUCCAAAGAGCAAGAGGGAUUUUCUCCUGGCUGACAAGCAACUGUUCGGCGAGGAAUGCCGUGAGGCAAUAUCCUUAUUGAAACAUUCAACUGAUGUGUCAGUUGUCAAAGAUAAGAUGAUGGCAACAUUUCAAUACCGCCAGACGCUAGUUCAGGACCAGCAAAACUCUGCAACAGUCUUGGAUGUGUUCCCGCGGUUUCUCAACAUCCCCGGCUUGAUUGACCAAGAUUUUACCAUGAUGUUUGGAGAAGAAGUUUCUGGCAGAUUUUUGGCAAAAUGGCCGACGUACUUCAAACCCAGGCUCCUGGCAGACUGCAAGAACCGGACUUCUAAUGAGCAUGUUGAAGAACUCUUGUCUGCGCAGCAAAACUCAAAUGAGUCUGGCUGGGACAGUGACCUGUCAAGCGUUCUACUGCUGGUUCACCUGCUCCCCCCUACGUCAAAAGGCCACAAGAAGAGUGCUAAGAUUAGCUCAUAUCAAGCUGUCAACCAUGUGGCGCGAUAUCUUAAGAUUGGAGCCAGUGUUGAGGCCUUCCUAGGGAGCUUGGAACCAGGACAGCCCUUCCUCCUCUGUGUGGGUGAACAGAAGAACAACAUUCAGAGGUUCUAUGUCAUCGUUGACCAGAAGGCCAUCCCUUGCAAGGCGCAAACAUCCCUGGCAGCUUUCGAUGAGCUUUUCAAGGCACACUUCAUCUUCAGUGUUAACUACCAUGAAUCCCUCAACAGCUUCUACACAUUCAUCCAAACCACAGUGUUUAACAUCGACUUGGGAAGUACCAAGGAAAGUCCCAGGGUAAAGGAACUCAGAGCAAGGCUGUUUCACACUAAUAUUUGAGCUGAUACACGUCCUUGUUUGCAAAUAUGCUGAUAUGUUUUAUUUGUAAGGCACACCAGAAAAGUUCUGCAUUGCUUUGUCAGCAUUUGAGACUUCACCAUGGAUUAUAUCCAGGAAAGACAUUACGUUUGAAAUGUGGACAACCGGGAUGUUCUUUAUCAUUUUGUACGUAUUCAGGGUUCAAAAAACACCUCGUUCGUUUGCACAGGGACACUUGUUCACCAAAUAAACACCUCGUUCGUUUGCACAGGGCCACUUGUUCACCAAAUACUAUUGACAAUGUGGACGCUCAAAGUGAAGGUGAUGAGCCUUCAAGUUCUCAGGCAUUCUGUACAGACACUCCAGUAACUAGCCGGACCUCUGUUGACAAGCAUCAUUUGUUAAACCUGUGUGGAUCUGUUGUAGCACAAUUGCAAGCAUCAGGUGUUGCUGAGAGCACUCUCCAAGCAAUGGUAGGGUCAAUGGAAGAGCUUGUAAAUGACAUUCAUGAGCAAACAAGAGAAGCUGUUCUCAGCUGUACUUCUUCAGAGAUUCAAGCAACCGAUUUGGAAGAAAAGGUGGAAAAUUGUUUUGAUCAAUUGGAAAAUCCUUUCUCAGUCUUAAAUACAGCAGCCAAACGACAGAAGUUCUUUGAGGAAAAGUGGGAAAUAGUUGAACCUGUAGAGUAUGUUCUUGGGGUGCGUUUUGAUUUGCGGAGAGAUCGGACAACAGGAGUUUACAAUCAGAUCCCUGUAACAGAUAAAUUUGUGUAUGUACCCAUCUUGGGAACCCUGAAAUCUAUGUUUAAGAAUAGUGAAUUAUGUGAAAGUUUCCUUCAAGUCAAGCAACAUAAAGAAGGUGUUUAUAAAGAUAUAUGUGAUGGUUCAUACUUCAAAAGUAAUGAUUUGUUUUCCCAGCAAAAACAUGCUCUACAGAUUCAGCUUUAUUACGAUGAUUUUGAGACGGCAAAUCCCUUGGGUUCAAAGAAAGGGAUACACAAGCUUGGUUGCAUUUACUUUAUAUUGAGGAACCUGCCCCCAAAAUGUAAUUCUGUUCUGAUGAAUAUUCAUGUUGUGGCACUUUUUCAUUCACAAGACCUGAGGAAAUAUGGUUUUGAUGAAAUACUAAAGCCUCUCAUUGAUGAUGUUAAAACACUAGAAAUGCAAGGAAUAGAGGUACCUUUCUCAGACUCACCAUUGCGAGGGACUGUUAUUCAAGUAACAGGUGAUAAUCUAGGUUUGCACGGAUUGUUUGGUUUGAUUGAAUCCUUCAGUGCAACAUAUUUCUGUAGAUUUUGUUUAACUACAAAGGAAGAGUCACAAUCUGUCUUCACUGAAGAUAACCCUUGCUUAAUUUUCCGUACAAAAGAAAUGCAUGCAGAACAUUGUGCAUCUCUACAGGAAAAUCCUAUGUUGGCAUCAACAUUUGGUGUCAAGAAGACAUGCUUGCUCAAUACACUAUGUUUUUACCACAUCUCUGAUAACUAUGCAGUUGACAUCAUGCAUGAUUUACUUGAAGGUGUAGUGCAGUACGAAUUGAAACUAGUAUUUCAAUACCUGGUCAAUAACAAGAACCUGUCUUUAGAAACAUUGUCACAGAGGAUCCAAAGUUUCAACUACGGUUAUAUUGAGCGAAAAAACAGACCAAGUGGGUUGAAAAUGGAUGAGAGUAGUAAAGAUCUGGGAUUGAAUGCAAUUCAGUCGUGGUGUCUUGUGCGAAAUGCUCCCCUGAUUUUUGGUGAUGUAAUUGAAAGAAAUAACAGUUACUGGAACUUGCUCCUCCUCUUGAUUCAGAUAGUGAAUAUAGUGUUUUCACCAGUUGUUACCAAUGGUUUGACGUAUUAUUUGAAGCAUUUGAUUAAUGAUCACCACAAGCUGUUCAGAUCCUUGUUUCCUGACAGAAGAUUAAUUCCAAAGCAUCAUUUUAUGAUCCAUUAUCCAAGGUGCAUUCGUAAAAUAGGUCCACUUAUCCAUGUAUGGUGCAUGAGGUUUGAGGCCAAACAUAAUGUUUUUAAACGAUCUGUUAAAAAUUUCAAAAAUAUCACAAAAACCUUGGUAAAACAACACCAGAGACAGUUAGCUUAUCACUGGGAGAAUUUUAAUUUUCAGCGAUUUGAGUUUGGUCCAGUGAGGAAAGAAAUGAUCGAUAACUUGGAGGGUGGUGAGAAUUUAAGUGCUAAGUUUCAGGUGAAUGCAUUUUCUGAUGUGUCAACUACUAAUUGGGUGAAAAACUUUGGAACUGAGUAUCAAAUUGGUAUGUUUGUGUGUAUUACAACAGAUAUGGAAAUUCCUGUGUUCAGAAAGAUCACAAAUAUCAUUAUUAAUGAAGAUCAAGCUUUUAUCUUGACAUGCAGAGUUGACACACUUUAUUUUGAUGACCACUUUAAUGCAUAUUGUAUUGAGGAGAGAGAUGAUUCCUUUUCUGUUAUUUCUAUUGAUGAGUUGAUUUAUUACAGACCGUAUGACAAACAGUUUUCUAAUGAGAUGGAUGAAAAAACAUAUGUAGUGCCACAUUGCCAUUUUGUGUGACCUGUGCUAGAGGAUUGGUUGUCCAUUUGUUAAUGUAAAGCCAGUGCUUUGUUGUGGAUGGUGUGCUUUUUUUAAUAUACAGAUUCACUUGAACUACAA